AUGUCGUCGUCGGCGAGGGACGAGGAGGAGGAGGACUCGAAGCCGGCGGUGGCGCCCCUGUUCGUGACGCUCAAGGUGGUGGACCAGAAGCAGAACCUGGUGCGCCACACCAUCAGGACGACCGACAAGCUCCAGGCCGUCCUGGACAUGUACUACAGCAAGGUCCCCGGCGUCGAGUACGGCACCGGCACCUUCCACUUCGACGCCGUCCGCGUGGUCGGCUGGCGCACGCCGGCGGAGCUCGAGAUGGAGGACGGCGACGUGAUCGACUUCUUUGAGCGGCAGGAAGGCGGCGGUUUGGCUUUGGCCGCGUGA
Molecule: messenger RNA, 315 nt
Organism: Triticum turgidum subsp. durum (durum wheat)
Lineage: Eukaryota; Viridiplantae; Streptophyta; Magnoliopsida; Poales; Poaceae
Source: the annotation of a GenBank genome assembly